Messenger RNA from Mesorhabditis belari, 2640 nucleotides. The record is from the annotation of a GenBank genome assembly. Lineage: Eukaryota; Metazoa; Nematoda; Chromadorea; Rhabditida; Rhabditidae.
AUGGGCUCACUGUACAGGAGUGAGUGCAUGAAGCUAUGCCAAAUGAUUAUCACGAAAGGCUCCGCGUACGAGUGCGUAGCCGAAUUGGGAAAACAACCGAAUGUUCACUUUAAUGAUUUGAACGCACGAAAGGGCAUCUUUCAAAGGACCUACGUACGAGAUAUCAGAAAAUGCGAUGAGUUGGAGAGGAGUUUGCGCUAUUUGCAAAAAGAGAUCAUCGAGAUCAAGCCGAUCAUUUAUUUGAGUCCAAUUGACGUCACAAAUCUUGACGUGCCCAACCACAAUCACAUAAAUCAACUGCAAGCGAUCUUGAUCGAAAAAGAGAAAGCGGUGCGAGAUCUCAAUGAAAACGAUGCCUCGAUGAGGAAACAACUCAAUGAGAUGCGCGAAUUUCAAUUUGUCCUCCAGAAAAUUGAAUUCUUUUUCCAGCACCUUGAAGAGGAAGCGAACAAAUCGAUUGAAGAAGCCGAGCGGGCGUCAAUAGGAGACACACUUUCUGGAGACAUUCCACUAGUUGAAGUUCAGCCAGAGUUUGGAAAUUUCAUCAAUGAAUCCAGUCAAGAUCAAAAGCAAACGUCAUGGUUCAUAUGUGGUGUACUUCCAAGUGACAAGAAGCAAGUGUUCGAGCGAGUAUUAUGGAGGACGUGCAAGAGAAUGGCUUUUGUGCGAAUGGCAGACAUCGACUACAAUUUUAUCGACCCAAACACGCUAAAACCCUUGUCCAAAGCUGUAUAUAUCGUCGUCUCAAAGGGGGAAAGCUUGAAACAAAUCGUUCACAAAGUCUGCGAAUGUUUUUCUGCCGGUGAAUACCCGUGUCCAAAAACGUCAAAAGCUCGACAAUCAGCACUUGUUGAAACUUUGACAAGAAUUCAAGAUCUGCAACACAUCAUCGAUCGAACCGAGCAUCACAAACAUCAAUUGUUAUCGUCGAUAUCGGGCGAUUUACCCGAAUGGCAGCGACAAGUGCGUCUGCACAAAGCCGUGUAUCAUGCUCUAAACAAUUUCAAGUUAGACACGAAUGGUUUCCUGGCAGCCGAGUGUUGGGUACCGGAGAGGAAUCUGGAAGCGGUUAGAGAGGGAUUGGCUGAAGGAGUGAAAAAAUCUGGCACCACUGUGGCCCCGAUCCUGAACGUGCUCGAAUCAACAAGAAACCCGCCCACAUACAAUCGAGUGAACAAAUUCACGAAAGUUUUCCAAUCGAUCGUUGACAGUUACGGGGUGGCCAGUUACCGAGAGGUGAACCCCGCUCCAUUCACGAUCAUCACUUUUCCUUUCCUAUUCGCCGUCAUGUUUGGCGACUUUGCUCAUGGAUUGCUCCUUUUGCUUUCCGCAUUGUAUUUCAUUGUGAACGAGAAGAAAAUUGCUGGGAAACGGAUAAAUGAUGAGAUUUUCAAUACAUUCUUUGGUGGUCGUUACAUCAUUCUCCUGAUGGGUGUUUUCUCGAUUUACUGUGGAAUCAUUUAUAAUGAUUGCUUCGGCAAAUCGGUGACUCUUUUCGAUAGCAGUUGGCAUAGUCCAUACAGCACAAGCGAGUUAAAAGAGUUGAGAAAUGGACGCUUGGGGGAUGAACGUUUGAUUGAACUCGAUCCAUCAAAGGCUUUCUCUCGUGAGCAUGGUCCGUAUCCACUUGGAAUGGAUCCAAUUUGGAAUAUCGCCGAGAACAAGCUCACCUUUUUCAACUCAAUGAAGAUGAAGCUUUCCAUCAUUCUCGGGGUAUCUCAAAUGACAUUCGGCGUCUUCCUCUCGCUUCUCAAUCACCUCUCAAAACGAUCGAUCACCGACGUAGUCACCAAUUUCAUCCCACAGCUACUCUUUUUGACCUCAAUUUUUUUCUACCUUUGCGUGCAAAUUAUCACGAAAUGGAUCUUUAUCACCCAUGAGCCGGGAACAGUCUUUGGAAUGGAAUAUGAAGGUGGAAAAUGCGCUCCAUCACUCCUCAUCGGUCUUAUCAACAUGUUCAUGAUGAAAAAUCGGGAUAUUGGAGCACAUUCAAACGGCAGCACGAAUCCCUGUUAUCUCAACUUUUGGUAUCCACAUCAGAAAGAAAUCGAGCGCUACCUCUUGCUCGUCGCUCUCUGCUGUAUCCCAGUGAUGCUUCUCGGCAAACCCCUCAUCCAUUUCAUUACAUCGAAAUCCGCGUCACGUCGACCAAAAAGCAAUCGAGAUGAAGAACAAAGUCUCCUCGAAAUGCCAAAAACGCCGACCACAAAAGAGGCGCCAAAAGAGAUAAAAAAAGAAGGACACGAUAAUACGGAUUUCGUCAUACAUCAAGCAAUUCACACGAUCGAAUUUGUGUUGGGUUGUGUCUCUCAUACGGCCUCGUAUCUUCGUUUAUGGGCCCUCUCAUUGGCUCAUGCUCAGCUCUCCGAAGUCCUCUGGCAUAUGGUGUUAAUCAACGGAUUGAAUGCUUCAUCACAUCCAAUUCUUUCCCCAAUUCUUGCCUAUUUCACUUUCUUCGCUUUCGCCGUGCUCACCUUCGCAAUUCUCGUUCUUAUGGAAGGUCUCUCCGCAUUCCUGCACGCUCUUCGACUGCAUUGGGUUGAAUUUCAAUCGAAAUUCUAUUUGGGUGAUGGAUAUCAAUUUCUGGCUUUCUCGUUACGAGAAUCCCUUGAGCACAUUUCAUCGAUGAUUAUCGACGAG